Molecule: messenger RNA, 958 nt
Organism: Cuscuta campestris
Lineage: Eukaryota; Viridiplantae; Streptophyta; Magnoliopsida; Solanales; Convolvulaceae
Source: the annotation of a GenBank genome assembly
CAGGCGGCAGGACCAAACGGGAGAGCUUUGGUGUGUAAUUCGAUUUCAGUGGGUUGAGUUGCCCGCCAAGGAUUUGGCGCUUCUAGGGUUUUGAACACAAGUUUCCCCCAUACUUUUUAUAGCGCACUUGCCAGAUGGAAAUGAUCGCGGAGAAGAAGAAGAUUCGUUACGAGACGAACUCUGAUGAACCUGAUAGAAUAUCUAACCUACCGGAUUCAAUUAAGUAGCAUAUACUUUCAUUUGUAGAAACUCGGGAAGCUGUUAGAACUAGCAUUUUGUCAAGCCGUUGGCGGGCAUUGUCGGAAAGCCUGCCCACUUUAGAUUUGCCUGGGCACUGCUUUCAUUCAUCUGCAAUGAAUGAACAGUUGCCCAAUUGUGAUGAUAAGGAUGAUGCGCAUAAAGCGAAGAGGGAGAAGAUUCUUAGGGUGAGAACAAGUUUUUAUGCCUUUCUUGAUCGGGCUUUAGGAUCUUGUAUGGGUAUGGAUAAGCUUAAUAUAUACAUUCCGGGUUUUGAUUUAGAGUUGAAAUCUCGUUUGGAUGGUUGGCUUGCUGGUGCUGUUAGACGCGGUGUGAAAGAGUUGGGAUUGCAAAUUCAUUCACGGAGAGAUGCUAGAUAUAAUUUUCCCAAGAGUGUUCUUGUCUCCGGAGUCCUCCAAAAAUUGAAAUUGGUGAGUUGUGAGUUGAGCUCAUCAUGCAUGGUGGAUGGCCAAUUACCUUGUCUGCGAGAAAUACGCCUUGAAUAUGUUAAUGCAGAUGAUGCGUUCAUGGUGAAUUUGCUUGCUAGUUGCCCUAACCUUGAAAAAUUAUCUCUGAAAGAUUGUGACGGAUUGACGAGACUAGAAAUCUUCAGUCUUUCUAAACUUGAGAAAGUGUUUUUGAGCACUGUGGGGGAGAAGUGGAAGUGAUUCAGAUUAAGGCACCGAAUCUUUGGAUUUGCAAAAGGUUAGAAUUGAUACCC